This is a messenger RNA of Zea mays, 1868 nucleotides long. RefSeq lists its product as uncharacterized. The transcript has a single exon. Bases 175 to 759 code for a protein of 194 amino acids. NCBI's taxonomy places the organism in Eukaryota, Viridiplantae, Streptophyta, Magnoliopsida, Poales, Poaceae. The record is from RefSeq and is marked predicted.
CAGUUAUAUCAAAAGAAAUCUGCUCGUCGUGGAGCUCCCACGCGCGCAGCUCCCUCCUGCCCUCUGUCCAUCCAUGGCCGCACGCUGCUCGGCUCUCACGCCGUUGAUUUGGAGCGCCAGUGCGAGCCCUUCUCUGGUCCUCAUCUCCUCAGCCGCUCGGCCUCUGCUUCUCCCAUGGUCGUCGCGCCCUCUGCUCCUCCUAGCCCGUCGAGUCCCUCCCCAUCCGUGAGCUCGCCCUGCUCCCCGGCCUCCCUCAUCUUCCUCAGGUCCAGCCGUUACAUCAUUGGUCACGCUCGGGUUUUCCUCUCUUCGCCUCGGCGUCCUUGUCCAAGCGCCUUGCCUCUCCUAUCUCUGUCUUGCACUUCGUCGCCUCAACGCGCUCGCAUCCCUUGGGGCCGUUUUGCCUCCGCGAGACGCCAGCAGCGAGCUGAGUUUGGUUUCGCCGGGUUGCUCGGAUUUUGGGUCCGAUCCGGUCUUAGGCGUUCGCCAUGGCGUCUGGCUCCUCCCCUCUGUUGUCUCCCUCCUCAGGCACCAGCCGUGUCGACCUCCCUGCUCGCUGUUCUCAAGCUCGCUCCGGCCGUGAGUGCCGUCGAGCCCGUCGAACCCCGUCCUCCCUUGCUCGACCUUGUCCUCGCCCUUCUGGUGGCCACUGUCAGCAUGGUGCUUGACUGUGCUCCACUAUCGUCGCUGCUGCGUGCCUCAUUGUGUGCUCGUCGGGGGUGCUGUCUGUUGCGCCUCUGCACCCGCCCUUAUCGCUAGUGCCAACUCCGGCCGUCGCAACAUCUACUCCAUCCCGGCACCCUGCACUAGUGCUCGACAAAAAUACCAAACAAGUCAUCAUGCCAUUGUCUUCGUCGAAUGGAAAUCGUUGUGCUGACACAUCGAUGUCGUUGAUCGCCAUCCUCGUCCACGCCAAGUCCGUGUAACUCGUCGCCACACCCUGUAGCCGCUUCCACGAUGUUGCGUGGGGACUUUUUUGCGUCACAUGUGCUUCCACUCGUCAUGCUAAAUCCAUCUGCUUCCAUUUAUGUCGACAGCAAGCCGUGAAGAUGCUCUUGUGCUAGCCACGCGCCACCUGCUCGACCAAACUGAAUCCCCGGAGUAUCUGGUCAAGAAUUGAGAUUGUGUGCAUCGCUCGCCAGGUGUGUGUGGUCAAAGACGUCAACCGAAAACCAUCGUCGUUCCUCUGACUAUCGCGUCAAAUUGGUCAUGGUAAGCCAAUUUGUUAUUGGUGUUAGUUGGAUUGAUGAAUGGUCUAACUUGGUAUAUUAAUCGUGAUGAUACUGUGGUGAGCCGAAUGGCUAUUUCAGUUAUUGGUUCGAUGAUAGGGUUUGUUAGAUAUACUAAUUAUAUCGGUCUUCUUGCCUUAAGCUUAUGGGUGUCGUGGUUGUAGGUAUUGUUGGGGGCCUUCGUCCUCCGAAGGUCCUCAAAAACGUAAUUUAACAGUGUUUGCCAAGCAUGGUUUAUAAACAGGUACCUUCGGAUUCAGCAUUAAAUGCAUAUACGAUGAAGAGGACAUGAUCGUGACGAAGGUUGCUGCUACUUUGAAGCUAUGCACAAAGGAACUUUGACUCAAUCACGGGAAAAUGAACCGACUUAAAGGGGAAAAGGCUAUCUAGUCCUCAUAGAUUUUUCUAUAAGCCAAUAGUAAAUGUAAAGGGCAUGACUGUAAUUUCUCAUAGGCUGUGUCCUGUGCCUAUAAAUAGGUGAACAGUACCCACGUACUGUUCAUGCUGACUUGUGCUUGCUUUUGCAUCACGCUUGUACUUUUCUGCCUUCUAUCAAGUCGAAGGUACUUUUGUAAUUUAAUAUUGUAUCUGCUUUUCCAUGAUUAUAUAUGAUAAGAAUAUGUUGAUAAUGUUAUAUGA